GUUGAGGCAUUCCAAGGCUUGACUUUGUAAACAGGGACAUAAGAUGAGGACUACUGUCGUUAUUCUAGCAGUCAUGGUUGUCGGGGCGACAUGCAAGUUAUAUGGAGGCGGCUAUGGUCCUGGAUUUGGUCAUGGCUUUGGUCAUGGCUAUGGCUAUGGUCCUGGAUUUGGUCAUGGCAUUGGUCAUGGCUAUGGCUAUGGUCGUGGAUCUGGUCAUGGCAUUGGUCAUGGCUAUGGCUAUGGUCGUGGAUCUGGUCAUGGCAUUGGUCAUGGCUAUGGCUAUGGUCGUGGAUCUGGUCACGCCCGCAUUAGCCCUGGUUUUGGUGCUAACCACGUCGACGUUGAGGUACACCACGUCCCCCAUGGCAACCAUAUCGACACCAUCACCAGACAUGUUCCACAUGUGUACGCAGGCAAUGGAAUGCAUGGUGGAUUUGGACAUGGAUAUGGCGGUCAUGGCCAUGGAUAUGGGGGCGGCAGCAUCUCAGUACACCAUCAUGGUGGCCACUUUGGUGGACACGGAUAUUGAAUUGUCGGACACGCCCCACAUGGCAACCAGCAAUGACGUCCGAACACAAACCCGAGGUCACGAUGAAAAGGUUUAUGAAGCAGCCAUGUCUUCUUUUCACUCGCUGUAUGACAAUGGUAAUAAAUCGAUGGUAGUUUAUAAGAAGUCUUGUUGUUUUAUUUCUUAUUGCAUACACACAGUGGAGUUUGCUUGUCAUAUAAAUACAAUGUUUGAAAGUAGUUAACGAGUGAUUUUUGUUUAACGUCGCUGAGCAAAGUGA
This is a messenger RNA of Haliotis rufescens (red abalone), 788 nucleotides long. RefSeq lists its product as uncharacterized. Bases 102 to 752 code for a protein of 216 amino acids. The transcript has 3 exons. Lineage: Eukaryota; Metazoa; Mollusca; Gastropoda; Lepetellida; Haliotidae. The record is from RefSeq and is a predicted model, not a curated record.